Messenger RNA from Aspergillus terreus NIH2624, 1083 nucleotides. RefSeq names its product ribokinase. The transcript has a single exon. The record is from RefSeq and is a predicted model, not a curated record. Bases 1 to 1083 code for a protein of 360 amino acids. Lineage: Eukaryota; Fungi; Ascomycota; Eurotiomycetes; Eurotiales; Aspergillaceae. Gene Ontology annotation, biological process: D-ribose metabolic process. Gene Ontology annotation, molecular function: ribokinase activity.
AUGGGCAUCGAACACUCCUCAAAUCCCCAUCCCUGCCGCGCACACGUCUGCGUGGUCGGCUCCCUAAACAUCGAUUUCGUGACAAGGACGCCACGCUGUCCUGGCCCCGGCGAAACCCUGACCGCAACCUCGCUUUCUGUGAUGGCCGGCGGCAAAGGCGGAAACCAAGCAACCGCCUGUGGCCGCGCCUCAUUCGCCUCCAAGUCCACGCAGGACGUCGCAGUAAGCAUGCUGGGCGCCGUUGGCGCGGGCGACCACUACUAUCAGACACUCCUCAAGCCAGUGCUCGAGCAGUCUGGCGUGGACACGACACAUAUCGAGGAGUCCACCGAAGCUCAGACGGGCUCCGCCAGUAUCGUCGUUGAGGAUGGCGCGGGAGGCGAGAACCGGAUUCUCGUCGUGCCGGGGGCUAAUCAUGCUGGCAUGAUGGGGAGUACUGAGCGCAUUAUUUCUGCCGUCGAGCAGCUGCCGGUUCGUCCUGGUGUUAUUGUGCUGCAGGGCGAGAUCCCGCGGACGACGACCCUGGGACUGUUGAAAUAUUUCAACAGUGACCUUCGAGGUGUAAAUCGCGCGCAUAUUGUUUUCAAUCCCGCCCCGGUAUUUCCGGAGGGGAUCUCCCUCGCGGCGCUGAAGGGGACUGCUGUUCUCAUCAUGAACGAGGUAGAGGCCGUUCAGAUGUCGAGAUCCGUUGCCGGUCUUCCAAUCUCGGAUUGCGGCGAGCCUGCCGAGCUGGACGAUUCGCGGCUCGAGGACCUGGCUUCGCAGUUCCACAACACCGCGUGUGUGCACAUUGUCCUGAUCACCCUCGGUGCGAAGGGGGUGUAUUUCUCGACACGCAACGGCCGUCGCGGGCCUAUUGGUGGGGUACGCGUUCCCAAAGUAGUCGACACUACAGCUGCCGGAGACACGUUUGUCGGCUAUUUCUCUGCUGCCCUGGCGCGAUUUAUAGCCAAGGGGCAUAAUCUGGAAGCAUUUGACGACAAUAUUGAGGACGCAGUGUCCAGGGCCAAUGCGGCGGCGGCAAAGUGCGUUCAGCGCAGAGGAGCGAUGCAGAGUAUUCCUUUUGCGUAUGAGAUGGAUUAG